This is a messenger RNA of Micromonas commoda, 1650 nucleotides long. RefSeq lists its product with no specific name. NCBI's taxonomy places the organism in Eukaryota, Viridiplantae, Chlorophyta, Mamiellophyceae, Mamiellales, Mamiellaceae. The record is from RefSeq and is a predicted model, not a curated record. The transcript has a single exon. Gene Ontology annotation, cellular component: Noc1p-Noc2p complex; nucleoplasm; nucleolus. Gene Ontology annotation, biological process: ribosomal large subunit biogenesis. The annotation marks the transcript as partial.
CGCGAGGAGAUCGAGGAGCAUCAGAAGGAGCUCGAGGCGCUCAAGGACACGGACCCGGAGUUCUACAAGUUCCUCCAGACCGAGGAUUCCGAGCUUCUCGACUUUGACGAGUCCGAGGGUGAGGAGUCCGAGGAUGACGAGGACGAGGACGGCGAGGGAGACAAGAAGGGCAAGGGGUCGUUCUCCGACGCCAAGACACUGACCAGCGCUACGGUGGCGAAACUUUGCGAGCGAGCCGCCGGGGGUGAGGCCUUGGGCGCCGCGAGGAACCUUUUCCGCGCGUAUCGCGCCGCCGCGCACUACGGCGAUGAGGACGGGGACGAGGAGGCUGGCGUCAAGCUCGCGAGUAGCGCCGCCUUUCACUCGCUCGUCACUUUCGUGCUCGAGGAGGCCGAUACCAUCCUUCGAGGCCUACUCGGCCAGCCCCCCGCGGGGCACCCCGACGAGGCGAGACUAUUCAAGCCUCAUCAGCAGUCGCGGUGGAAAAAGGUCGAGCCCCUUGCGAAGUCGUUCCUGGGCAACACCCUGCACCUGCUGGGUCAGCUCACGGACGCGGACAUGUCAAGGUUUUUGCUCGCCAGGCUCAACAUGUGUGUUCCGUUCAUGCAUACAUUCGAGCGCCUGACGAAGAAGAUCCUCAAGGCGGUGCUCGCUCUGUUCGGAUCCGGCGAGCCCGCGCUCAGGGUGCAGUCCAUCCUGCUGAUACGCAACAUGGCUGCGGUCUUGCCCCCGCCCACCCUCGAAAAGGCGGCAAAGGGCGUGUACCGACAAUUCGCCGCCAACGCCAAGUUCAUCAACGCCUCCUCCAUUGAGCACGUGUUGUUCAUGACGACGUGCGUGUCGGAGAUUUACGGCCUGGACCAGCAGCAGUCGUACCCGCUUGCGUUCACGUACAUCCGUCAGCUCGCGAGUCUCCUGAGGGGCGCGCUCACGAACAAAUCCAAGGAGGCGUUCAGGGCUGUGUACUGCUGGCAGUACAUCAACUGUCUCGAGUGUUGGGUGCGGGUGCUCCAGUCGCACGCCAAGGACGAGAGCGCGCCGUUGCGCCCGCUCGUGUAUCCCGUGGCGCAGGUGGCGCUCGGCGCGGCGAGGCUCCUCCCUUCGGCGAGGUACGCGCCCCUCCGCCUGCGUUUGAUUCGCGUCCUGAACGCCCUCUCGGCGGCGACUGGUCACUUUGUGCCAGUCGCCCCGCUUCUGCUGGAGCUUCUCGGCUUCUCCGAGCUGAACAAGGCGCCGAUGUCCAGCAAGACGAGACCGCCGGACUUUUCGCUGGUGCUGAGGGUGGCGAAGCAGGAGCUAAGGUCGCCCGCUGUGCAGGAGGUGAUCGUGGAGGGCGCCUUGCAGCUCCUCGCCGAGCACCUCAACCAGUGGGCCUACUCCCCCGGGUUCCCCGAGCUGGCGCACAUCCCUUGCAGGGACCUUCGGAGGUUCUGCAAGACGACGCAGGUCACCAGGUUCCGUAAGGCGGCGCGCUCCGUGGUGGACGCGUCGGAGCGCAACUCGGACUGGAUCAGCCGCAAGCGAGACAACGUCGACUUUGCGCCAAAGGAUGCGGAGCGCGUCCGGUUGUUUUUAUCGACGGAGAGGGAGGGCAAGAAGGCGCCCAUGGAGAAGAUCGCCGCGCAGCUCCUCGAGAAGGAGCGCCAGCGU